Molecule: messenger RNA, 1398 nt
Organism: Alternaria hordeiaustralica
Lineage: Eukaryota; Fungi; Ascomycota; Dothideomycetes; Pleosporales; Pleosporaceae
Exons: 7
Coding region: 1-1398 (465 amino acids)
Biological process (GO): proton transmembrane transport; NADPH regeneration
Cellular component (GO): mitochondrial inner membrane
Molecular function (GO): NADP binding; NAD binding
Source: RefSeq, a predicted model, not a curated record
AUGUCUCGCAGGUUACCGCUGUCGCGCGGUCCUUAUUCCAACCUCACUAUUGGAGUACCCAAGGAAAGCUAUCCUGGCGAACGAAGGGUCGCGAUUACGCCACAGAACGUGAAACUUUUACUCAAGAAAGGCUUCUCGCGCAUUCUCAUCGAGCGUGGAGCUGGAAGUGCUGCGCAGUUUACGGAUGAAGCGCUUGAGCAAGCUGGCGCGCAGACAGUCGAUCGCAGGAAUGUUUUCUCGGAGAGUGACAUCCUGCUCAAGGUCCGGGCCCUUAGUAUCGAUGGAAAAGAUAGCGAAGUGGAUGCCAUCCGAGAGGGCGCUACCGUCAUCUCAAUGCUGUAUCCGAUGCAGAACAAGCCGACCGUUGAUCGAAUUGCUUCCCGCAAGGCCACUGCAUUCGCAAUGGACAUGAUCCCGCGUAUCUCACGAGCGCAAGUUUUCGAUGCACUGUCGUCAAUGGCGAACAUUGCUGGUUACAAAGCCGUCCUGGAAGCUUCCAAUACCUUUGGUCGCUUCUUGACUGGCCAAGUGACUGCUGCUGGAAAGAUCCCUCCUUGCAAGGUCCUCGUAAUCGGUGCCGGGGUCGCCGGACUCAGCGCGAUUGCUACGGCUCGACGUAUGGGUGCCAUUGUUCGUGGUUUCGACACUAGGUCUGCAGCACGUGAGCAGGUCCAAUCCUUAGGUGCAGAGUUCAUCGAAGUCGACAUCGCCGAAGACGGCUCCGGAGCUGGUGGCUAUGCCAAAGUCAUGUCCAAGGAGUUCAUCGAGGCGGAGAUGAAACUAUUCUAUGACCAGUGCCGAGAGGUCGAUAUCGUCAUUACCACUGCUCUAAUCCCAGGCAAGCCCGCACCGAAGCUUAUCACCAAGGCCAUGCUCGGCGCAAUGAAACCCGGCUCCGUCAUCGUGGAUCUAGCGGCUGAAGCUGGCGGUAAUUGUGAAGCUACUCAGCCGGGAAAGCUGGUGGACUACAAAGGAGUAUCCGUUAUAGGAUACACCGAUCUUCCAUCCCGUCUACCCACCCAGUCGUCAACUCUGUACUCCAACAACGUCACCAAAUUUCUGCUUUCGCUCACCCCAAAAGACAAGAAGGAGAAGUACUACGAUGUCGAUCUCACUGACGAAGUCACUCGCGGAGCCAUUGUCACCUACAACGGCAAAAUUCUUCCUCCAGCUCCACGUCCGGCCCCUCCACCAGUUCAAGCCAAGCCUGCACCUUCACCCGCCGAUCAAGUCGCGAACGCUGUUGCCCUGACACCAUGGCAAGUACAGUCUCGACAGGUAGCUAGUGUAACGGCUGGAAUGACUGCUGCUCUCACUCUGGGCAAAUUCACGGGCCCAGUUUUCAUUAUGUAUCUCUCUUACUACGCCUUGGCUGCGCAGCGAUUAGAGCCGUUCUAG